This is a messenger RNA of Candidula unifasciata, 1566 nucleotides long. The record is from the annotation of a GenBank genome assembly. Lineage: Eukaryota; Metazoa; Mollusca; Gastropoda; Stylommatophora; Geomitridae.
AUGUCGUACUACCGAGGAUAUGAUUAUGAGGAUGAUAGGGGGUAUGGUGGGUACGGAGAUGGCUACCGGAGCAGGUAUGAUGACUUUAGGGAACGAGAUCGCUAUGGAGGGCGACCUGACAGAGACCGUCGAGGAGGGGGAGGAGGAGGAGGACGAAGGGAUGGUGGAUAUGACAGAAGGAGUGGUGGUUAUGAAGGCAGGAGAGAUGACUUUGACAGAAGGAGAGAUGAAUAUGGCAGAAGAAGAGAGGGUUAUGGCGGAGGUGGUGGUGGAGGAGGAGGUAGAAGGGAUGGUAGUAAGUCUGGCUGGGGCGGCGGUGGUGGUGGUAGAAGGGACGACAGACGGGGAGGGUUUAGAGGUCGUGGUAGAGGAGGUAGAGAAAAUGGAGGCCGCGGGCGUGGUAACAAAAGGAGCUUUGGUGGCGGCGGCGGUAGGGGUGGCUCAGCCAAGAGACCAAGGCUAACUGAUAUCGACAACUGGGGAAAAUCUGACCGCCAUUCGAUAAUGGAGUCACAUUUUCUGGAAGCAGUCCCAAAUAAUUUCCAGGAUGAAUGGCUUUGCAUUGCCUGUCCAGCUGGCAAGAGAAGUCUACUGGUGGCUGCAAAUAACAUGACACAAUUGUACACUAAAGAGGGGCAGCCAGAUCUGAAAUUUAAGUCUUGUCUGCCAAAUGGAAGUCACCUACAAAAUGAAGUUAUGAAAUAUCAUGACUUGACCAUUCUAGACUCUGUGUACUGUCCAGAAAAGAAGAAAAUUUAUAUCCUGGAUUUGUUACACUGGAAACAUUUCCCAUACUAUGAAACUGAGGCCGAGUUCAGAACUUACUUCCUUCCACAAAAGUUUGCUUUGCUGAAAAACCCAGGGGAAGUAUCUGAGAACAAUGAGGUGAACAUUUUGCUUCAUUUCCAUGCUUUAAAAAUGAUCAGUAAUCAAGUGGAAGGCUUAUUGUUUAUCAAUAAGAAGUCAACAUACGAGUGCUCGGAUUCUCCAAACAGCUUAUUCUUGCGCCUGGAUCAGCUGGAAAAAUUCCUGGGAGUUUCUGUGCCAGAGGGUGUGACUUUUACAGAGACAAGUCCUAAUGAUGCCAGAUGGAAGGAAGAACUGGAGGAGAGGAAAAAGGUGCAGGCAGCCAGAGAGCAAGCAGCAAAAGAAGCAAAAGAGGCGAGGGAGAAAGAGAGAGAGGCAAGAGAGAAAGAGAAAGAAGCUAAAGCAGCUGAGGGCGGAGAGGAGGCUGAGGUUUCUGCUGGAGGAGAUGCUGCUCCUACAGAAGAAUAUAAUACCGAAGCAGAUUUUGUUGGGACGGAAUAUGCCUCUACAAAUGAAUAUGCAGCUGAAGGGGAAUAUGCCACUGGUGGGGGGGACUACCCUGCUGGGGGUGAGUAUGCUACCGAAGGCGAGUAUGCCACUGCUGGAGGAGAUUACACCGCUGGUGGUGGGGAGUAUGCUGCCCCCACAGAGGAAUCGUACCCUGCAGGAGGAGAGUACUCAACAGGGGAGAAUUACAGUGAAGGCUGGAGCACUGGUGGAGACAACAAUGCUUAUUCAACUUCAAAUUUCUACGGUUAA